UUAAACUUUGCGCUUCUGCAGGUAUGCUAAAAGGAAUAAUAUUUGAUGUUAAUGCCUGUGGAAUGCGUUUCGACUGUAAUGUUUUGAUGAGAUUUCUAUAUGGAUACAGUAAGGAAUAUGGAAUUCAUCAAUGUGUUAGGAAUGCCUACCAGUGUAUUAAAGUAUGGUGAAAUUUUACAGGACACAAAAUCAAUGUUUCUAGUCGUACCAGGAAAUCCAGGUGUUGUUGAAUUCUAUGAUGAUUUUAUGAGUCAUCUGUAUACAAGCUGUGGAGGUACAGUGCCUGUAUGGGGUGUGUCACAUGCAGGGCAUGUACUCCCACCUGCUGGAAACCAGGACUUGUACAAAAAGUUGAGCUAUGAAGUCUGCACCCUAGAUGGUCAGAUAAGACACAAAGUUGCUUUCAUCAAAGAAAACAUUCCAAAGAAAACAAAACUGUUCCUGAUUGGACAUUCAAUUGGCUGUUACAUCAUUCUAAAAAUACUCUACCAAUUGGAGCAGCCGAUAGGCAGAUGUUUCAUGCUGUUUCCAACAAUAGAAAGAAUGGCUAUAUCUCCAAAUGGCAGGAUUUAUACUCCAGCAUUGAAGUAUUUACGUUGGAUGGCACCACUUUUAGUCUCAGGUGUUGGCCUCUUACCUCAGGGUAUAAAGACAUGGUUGCUACGCAGUCAUUUUAAAGAUGAAAAUGUGCCUGAAUGUGUUCAUUCAGCAACUGAAGGUUUGAUCAAUCCGUUUUGUGUAAGCAAUGCCUUGUUUAUGGCACACCAAGAGAUGUCCAAAGUGGCAGAGCUUGACAAAACCCUAGUUGGGAAUCAUUUGGACCGUCUUAGUUUUUACUUUGGAAAAUCUGAUGAUUGGUGUCCUCCACAUUAUGGAGAGGAUUUCAAGAAAUUGUUCCCCACCUGUGAUAUACGUGUCUGUGAAAUGGGAUAUAGCCACGCUUAUGUGAUAGAUGCUAGCUUACACAUGGCUGAUAUUGUGGCCAAAUGGUGUCAGGACUUCAUGUGAUAAUGUGGUAUAUUGUAUCUGGAAACUGAAAAAGUCGGGGAAGUGCAAUAAUCAGUUUGAGAAUUGUGUACAAAAUUGUAAAACUUGUGUAUAUAAAAUGGAGUAAUCUUGUAUACAUAUAUGAAAUUCUAUGCCUUUUAUAAAUGUACUUGAUGAAUACAAUUCUUGUAAAGACAUGCUGACUGCUUCAAUGAAAAUUGAUCAAAAUUGUUACCAGUACAUUGUAUUAAAAUGAAUAAAGUAAAAUCAAUUGAAAUGCUCAAAAUAAAGUAAACAUUGAACAAAUUCAACUUACUUAAAAUGAUUUUAUGAAAUCUCCAAAAAUGAAAAGAGCAUAAGCACAUACAUGUAUCAUAUCAACUUAGCAUGAACUCAGGGAAAUAUGAAGAAAAGUAGAUAUAACAUUCUUGUUUGAAUAAUGCUCAAGAUUUAAAUUAUUCAUUGAAACAGAUUUAAGUAUGUAUUGAUGUAUCUGCUGCUAUAUGAUUUGGAGACAAACUAGACCAUACAUUAUCUGUGAUUUGUGAACAAAUAGAAACAGAAAUAAGAACAUUUUGAAGCAAGAGUGAAUCGGAAAUAAUGUCAACAUAAAAUCACUGAAGGUGUGAUUGAAAACAAACCAGAAAGUAUAUUCUAGGAAACCCUUGUCAAAUUUUAGAUCAUUAUAGUUAAUUCUUGGGACUAAAUCAGUUAUAUAUAUACCCAGUAAACAUUCAUAAUUUUAUACAGUGUUCUUUGACAUUCACAUGUUCAUGAGCAUGAGUUGUGAUAGAAUAAUUGUGAUAAACAGUAGAUUCAAAUACAGUAUAAUAAAUAUUGUAUUUUGUUUCAAGAGGACAACAAUCCAUUGAUAACCAUAACAACAGAUCUGUGAGUUAUUUUAAAUCUAUUUUCUGCAUCCAGGGCUUAUGUUUUGGUAAAGUGAUUCCUUAACAAAAUUGAAGUAAUCAUUUCAAUUUAAAGAAAAAAAGUAGUCACAAUUUAUUCGUGGAAAAAAAACCUGAUAGGUAACAAUAGUAAUAAGUGAAAAAUUAAUUUACUAAAGGAAACACUUGUAAAACUUAUUGACUCAAAAAUAUAUUUAAAGUACUGUCUGGUAAGUUGAAAAAUCUGAAUAGAUAAACAUUCCUAGGGUGGUAAAUUAAUAAUGUCUAAUAAAUAUGUUUGAUAAUAUUCAUUAACAUUUUUUAUUAAGUGAAUUUUUUUUUUCUUUUUGCUUUUGAGUUACUUGUUCCAAACACGAUUCUCUUGCGAAUUAUUUGGUCUGGCUGGUUGAAUUGACAGUACGUUACCCUGAUCCGUAAAUGUGUUAGGAAUGUGUGAAAAUUGUCGGAGCCCUGUGUCUCGUAAAAUUUGUUUCGAGGAAUAUGGGGUUAAGUUUGGUCUGGACAUAGUUUCUGAACCAUGUGUAAGUUUCUAAUUUUUUCUCGCCGUCAGCGGUGAUAUCUCUCCGUGUUUGGUGCACUUCUCUGCCUCUGUUUCCUACCUAGAUUAGGUGAUAUUGACUUUUUGCUCCUCUCUUUUCUCCAACAAUGGCCCGUUGAAGAUCAAUUUUGCGUGAUCUUCAAAUUUCUGCCAUUUAUCUGGUAAAUUCCUGCUAUUCCAAUUGAUUUGCGGAGGCGGUAUUCCUACCGUUGUUCUCGCAAAGUGUGUAAAAAACAUAACAUGACAUAUAUUUUAUUCAACAUAAAAUUGUAUACAUACAAUUUAUAGUAUACUUUAUAUGAUAAAUGUAAUAAUCCUUUUUCUUUUCUACUAUUUUUAUCAUUUUUACUCUGACACCAUGUAAUAUAUUUAUUGAAUGUACAUACAUGUCAUAUACUAUAGUGUAAUGUUACAAAGUUCUGUUAUUCACAAAUGUGAAUAUAUAUAAAAAAGGACACAGAUGUGAACUUAUCAAGUUAAAUCUUAGAACUGGUCACUGGCAGGAAUCACCUGUCUAUAAUAAGAGCUACCUAUUCCAGCAUUCAUGGGAUUAUACUGACAUGUAAAGGUCAAGGUAAAAGUAUCAGGUAACUGAUAUCAUUACAAUUGAGACUUGGUUACUUGAUAAAUGAUAGUAUGAAAUAGUAAAUGUUUUUAUUCAGACAGGGUGAUUAUCAGUAUUGUAACAGGGCUGUAAUUUAACUUUUGCAAAUGUUUGGGUGAACAAAAUAUUCUGCUUAAAUCCGCCUGGAUUGGACCUACCCUAGGCAGAAAGAGUUCUACCUUGUAACCAAAGUAAAAUAAAGGCCUUAUUUUUAAGGGGGAAAAAUCCUGCUUACUGCAUUUUAAAACUUUGAAACAUAGGUUAAACACAUUAAAGUGUUUGUUAAAUGUACAUUUAACAUGUUCAGUAUUGGCACUGUUUUUUUUUUCUUUGCUUCUUUGCAAAACAAAGUAAUCAAAUCAUUCAUCAAUAUAAAGAAAUAUUUUAAACACAUGAACUUCCCUGGCCUGGGAUUUGGGACCUAAUGCUGGUUGCCUGGCCUUUCAUUGAACAUCCAGCUAGCUCUGUUGUUGAAAACAUUCCCCUCAUGGCCUUUGUGAUAGCUUUUACAGGCUGUUUCUCCUCACCAAUAAUCAACAUCACCUGUUGCUGGAAAUAUAAUGUCAAGGAUAAUUCACAUACUAAUAAUUAAAAUAAUAUUGUGAUUACUUAAAAAUACAGUUAAAGAAUGUCAUUGUUUAUGUCAGAUAAUUUUGUAUUCGUUUUAGACUUCACAAAUUUAACAUACUUACUUAAAGAGAUAUGACCAAAGGAUAUGCCUAUUUUACCCAAAUCUUUGACAAACAUUUCCCCAUUGAAACAAAAAUGUAAGCUAACAAAUUAUUUAUGACCCUGAAUGUUCACAUAUCAAAAUCAAAAAUUGAGAAAUGAAAUCAAGAUGACUUGUGAAAUUAAGAUUUGUUUUCUUUAUAUGCACACUUAUUUACACUAUUUGCAAGACAGAAUGAAAACAAAUGUAAUGCUUAAAACAACAGAAUUGAAAUAGAGUGAAAAACACGUUUCAUUAUGACUAAUAAAAAAAAAUGUCUGAAUUGAUAAUGAACUGAUAAUUUUUCCCAAUUAGGCCAAUUUCCAAACUGUUUGAUGUACUUUUCCCAAAAUUGCCAAAGUCCUAAUUUUUUCAUAACAUGAAUUUCAAAAUAUAACUUUGAUCAUGCCACCGCAGCAUCUGCAAUAAGGUGGCAAAUAGCGAUUCACAUAUGUGUGUGCAGUGUGUGGAUUUACUGGAUUAAUGUAUGUGUGUUAUAUUGAUUAUAUAGUAAACUUAAAAUAUUCUUGUGAAAAACCACUAGUCUAUUUGGUAUAUAAUAUCAUCUAUAGGUACUCAACCAAAGUUGUUUAAUUUUUACCUCUGGUAUCAAAAUUGGCCCUGCCUUGGGGGAGUACAUUAUAGUAAAGACAGAAACUAAGACAAAUGUUUUCUGAAUAGGAGAAAGUUAGAGUUUAGAUAUUUGACAUAAAACAUUGUCUGGUGGACCUGUAUCAGGAUUGUUUUAAUUUAAUCCUUGGGUCAAAAUUUUGCUCUACCGAAGGGGACAGUGACCUACUUUCUUGUCCUUUGAUGUACAGCCAAGAAUUUUGGACCGUGUGCACAGUUAGAGAUUUAAAAUUGAAUUUUAAUAUCAGCUGACCUAAAUUUUGACACAUGACCUACUUUAAUGUUCAGCUAUGAAAUUUCUUUUGGACACUGUACACAAUUUUAAAUGUAAAGUUGAACUUUGAUAUCAGCUGACCUAGAUUUUGAUUAUGUGACCUACUUUCUUGUCCUUUGAUGUACAGUCAUAAAAUUUGAUCCAUGUGAAAUAUGACCUUGACCACCAAAUUCACUAGAAUCAACUGCAUUUUGGCAAAGUUCAAUUGUAUAGUAACAAUAACUCUUCUUGUCCUACACUACUAUUUAGUGUUGCAUUAUAUUAUGCGGUGGCAUUGCUUUUUUCACAAAUGCAAUCUUGUUUUAAAACUGUCUUGAUAUAUUAAUCUUAAAAUCAAUGUAUUAUAGGCUAUUAGGACGAUGUAGUUGAACUGUCAGGAGUGAUAUGUUUCCUUUGGAUCGAGUUAGGGGUCAGUUGGGUCAAGGUCAACAGUCAAAGUCAAAUAGAUUUUUACAUUAUGCCCAUGCAGCCUUUAUAUAUUGACAUAUUUAUUUCAUAUUUGGUAGGAAAAUAAGUUGCAUGAUAUUCUUCGUUUGGAUGGAGUUAGGGGUCAGUUGGGUCAAGGUCACCAGUGCUAAAAAUAGAUUUUUUACACUUUUGCCUAUACAGCCUUUAUUUUAAAUAUUGUUACUGACAAGAAUCUGAGCCGGGGGCAUUUGUGUUUAACAAACACGUUCUUGUUAUCAUAUCAUAUCAUAUAAAUAUGUAAUAUGAUAAAUCUUUUAGAAUUAAUUAAGAGGUUUUUUUUUUAUUAAAUCUGAAAUGGAGCAACUUUCAAGGUUUGUAGUUCAAACCUUACUAUGGUACAAUUUUUUUCUGUUUGACAAAAGCAAAUUUCAAUUUUUUAAUGAAGAAAUUGAAGUUCUUUGAUGUCUGAAGACUAUUGUUUUCUUCAAAAACAAAUAUCUGCAAAAGCGUCAUGAACAUUGCAUAACACUAAGGAUAGUAAAUGUCAAAAAUGUAAUACACACUUAUUAACUGAAUUAUUCCAAAGAGAAGGCAGUCCCCAAAACAUCUUAUGGAGAUGUCAUCUCCAACAAUGAAAACUGCUUUGAGUUUUCCUUCAUCAAUAAACGCACAAAGAUGUGGUGCUGACCCUUCCUUUGUUUUUAAUUUCUCUGUUACCAUGGAGUCAUCCGCAUCCUGAAAAUAUCAUAUUUACGCAUAUAUUGAUGCUAAGCUCAAAUUAUUUUUAUUAUCUUAAAUAUUAUUAAUUAAUUUGUCUGCAUAUGACUAAAUAUCAGCAUUU
Ruditapes philippinarum (Manila clam) is the source of this 5899-nucleotide messenger RNA. Its product is annotated as lipid droplet-associated hydrolase-like. Gene Ontology annotation, biological process: lipid storage. The transcript has 4 exons. The record is from RefSeq and is a predicted model, not a curated record. Gene Ontology annotation, molecular function: lipase activity. Gene Ontology annotation, cellular component: lipid droplet. Bases 100 to 1008 code for a protein of 302 amino acids. Lineage: Eukaryota; Metazoa; Mollusca; Bivalvia; Venerida; Veneridae.